This is a messenger RNA of Myotis davidii, 3591 nucleotides long. It is a transcript of the gene KCNAB1, whose product is annotated as potassium voltage-gated channel subfamily A member regulatory beta subunit 1. The coding region runs from base 694 to 1839 and encodes 381 amino acids. Gene Ontology annotation, molecular function: transmembrane transporter binding; potassium channel regulator activity. Gene Ontology annotation, cellular component: membrane; extrinsic component of cytoplasmic side of plasma membrane; juxtaparanode region of axon. The record is from RefSeq and is a predicted model, not a curated record. Gene Ontology annotation, biological process: potassium ion transport; negative regulation of delayed rectifier potassium channel activity; transmembrane transport. The transcript is spliced from 13 exons. NCBI's taxonomy places the organism in Eukaryota, Metazoa, Chordata, Mammalia, Chiroptera, Vespertilionidae.
CAGGAGCUCUUUAAGGGAGCUGCCUGCUUCUCCGCACAGCUGCAAGCCAGGGCUCCUGUGGGCUCAGCCACCCAAGCUUUGGCCUGAACAUGAGUGGGGAGGGGUCUUGAGGAGCCCCCAGGACAGCCCGGAGCGGGGCAGGGAGGAGCAGGCAGUCUGCGCGGAUGGAGACCACCGGUCCCGGGGGAUCGGAUUAGGCUUAGCCGCUGCUCGGGAUGCUCAGCGCGCCGCUUGAGCAUCCUGCCUGUGGUCCAGAGGGUGCGGGCAGCGCGCGCUGCGGAAUGCCUGCGUGGAUUUGACCCAGCGCCCAGAGGCGAGCUCGCAUUCGGACACGGCGGAUGGGCUUCCGGCCGGGCUGCGCGCAGGCAGCACGAACACUCAGCUCCAGGCGGCUGCGAAAGCCCCCCGGCUGCAUGGAUUUGGCUGUUUCGGCAGCGGAGAUUCCUAGCCGGGAGGAUCGGAGAGCUCGAUCCGCGCUCCAGCUGUGACAACUUCGGGGCUGGCUGCCGACUUCUGUGGGGUCCGGGCUCCGUCGUGCCCUGCAGCCUCUCCUGCCGCUCCCCUGAUCGCAUCCCCAGCAAGGGGGCCAAGGAGGGGUUAAAAGAAGAGCAGCAACCCUCCCAACUCCUCAACCUCUCGUGACUGCCUGGGUUCAGGGGUUCUGAGAGGGACCGUGCGCUGCCCGGGGAAGCGAUGCAAGUCUCCAUAGCCUGCACAGAGCACAAUCUGAAGAGCCGGAAUGGUGAGGACCGACUUCUGAGCAAGCAGAGCUCCAACGCCCCCAAUGUGAACGCAGCCCGGGCCAAGUUCCGCACGGUCGCUAUCAUCGCGCGCAGCCUGGGGACCUUCACCCCUCAGCAUCACAUUUCUCUCAAAGAGUCCACCGCCAAGCAGACUGGCAUGAAAUAUAGGAAUCUUGGGAAAUCAGGACUCAGAGUUUCUUGCUUGGGUCUUGGAACAUGGGUGACAUUUGGAGGUCAAAUUUCAGAUGAGGUUGCUGAACGGCUGAUGACGAUCGCCUACGAAAGCGGAGUUAAUCUCUUUGAUACUGCCGAGGUCUACGCUGCUGGAAAGGCUGAAGUGAUUCUGGGGAGCAUCAUCAAGAAGAAAGGCUGGAGGAGGUCCAGCCUGGUCAUAACAACCAAACUCUACUGGGGUGGAAAAGCUGAAACGGAAAGAGGGCUGUCAAGAAAACAUAUAAUUGAAGGAUUGAAGGGCUCCCUCCAGAGGCUGCAGCUGGAGUAUGUGGAUGUCGUCUUCGCAAAUCGACCAGACAGUAACACCCCCAUGGAAGAAAUUGUUCGAGCCAUGACACACGUGAUAAACCAAGGCAUGGCGAUGUACUGGGGAACCUCCAGGUGGAGCGCUAUGGAGAUCAUGACACCCCCACACUUUGGAUCCUGGUUCCCUACAAGCAGCUUUUCAAGUUGUUUUUCUUCUGCAGGAGUUGGAGCAAUGACCUGGUCUCCACUGGCCUGUGGGAUCAUCUCGGGGAAAUACGGGAACGGGGUACCUGAAAGCUCCAGAGCUUCUCUGAAGUGCUACCAGUGGUUGAAGGAAAGAAUUGUGAGUGAAGAAGGGAGAAAACAGCAGAACAAGUUAAAAGACCUCUCUCCGAUUGCUGAGCGGCUGGGCUGCACGCUCCCUCAGCUCGCUGUCGCCUGGUGCCUGAGGAACGAAGGUGUGAGUUCCGUGCUCCUGGGGUCAUCCACUCCCGAACAGCUCAUUGAGAACCUCGGUGCCAUUCAGGUUCUCCCAAAGAUGACAUCACACGUGGUAAAUGAGAUUGAUAACAUAUUACGCAACAAGCCCUACAGCAAAAAGGACUACAGAUCAUAAGGCUAUGAAUGCAUGAGCCACAGGAGCUGCAUGGUUCAAAUAUCGGUCUAUGCCGGUACAGCAGGGUGUUCCUAGCCAGUCUUUUAAAUCACUUAGCAGCCGCUGCAUCAACCUCUAGUGUCCCCGGAUUCUGAGGUGUCUGCUGUCGCUACCACUGUGCACCUGAAUUAUGAGCACAUCUGAAAACUCAAAACUAAGAAAAUCCAUUCUAUUUUCUUAUCUUGGACUGGAGUCACCUAUCCUUGCAUUGCUCUGUACACCUCAUGCUAAUGCAAUGGAAAGCAUAUGGCGGGGAAAGGUGUAUUACCUUCAGGCAUAGAACUUAAAGGCUAUACAGACAGAUCUGUUUUUUUCAAAUGAACAAAAUCCACAGAUGCAAUGUGGAUUGUGUCAGAAAGAAGAGGCUAUGUUAAUUCAGAAGUCCUGCUUUGGAAAACAAGCAAAAACAAUUUUACAUUUGUUUUUCUAUUUUCACAUUCCAAGUGUUAGCAAGCUGUUUCCCUUAUCAUUUCAACAAAAUGUAAUUCCUAGGUAUUUGCUUUCGUUACCUUUUAAAUAUUCAGUGUUGCUUGGCCCCAAAAAUGACCCUGUGUAGCAAUUUAUCCAAAGUGUCUUAUAAUUCUAAUAAUGUUCUAUUCAUUUACACAUAGAGAUAGUAAAAGGAUAAACACCAGUCUCUAAUUAGAGACACUAUGGUAAAUGUAUGCAAGUGAGGAUUACACUACUAUGGAAGCUUAGCUUCGGAUAAAAUGUAAUGCACCUGCAACAAAGCGUUCAUUUUUACUACAUUUUAUGAAAAUCUGCUUUAUAUUUUUGACUGCUUGUAGGCACAACUUCUGCAAGUUUAAAUAUUUGAGCUUUAAAAAUAAAUAUACACAUGCUUGGUUUUUGUAAGUAAACCUGUAAAAUACCCACAAAGCAAAUGUUUGCUGUAUAAUUAGCACUGGGAUUUUACAAUAUAAUGCUUGGUGUUUUUGAGGAGUUAGUAACAUGAAAGUAAGCCAUGGGCUUUGUGAAAAAUGUUGUUACUACUCAGCAUAUGCUGGGUGAAUUAACUUGCCCAAUGAAAAACAAAUGUUAAAGAAUUUCCUGAUUCUGUAAUAACAUAAUGUGCACUCAACUAUAUGCAUGAAAGCUCACUGCAUGAAUUAAAGGGGCCUCGCUUUAAUAUACCUGGAAGCUGAGGCCUAUCUAGCCCUGCCACUAUUGGCUACCUACCCUCAUGAGUACUCCACUUGAGAACAAUUUUGAGAAUAUAUUGUGUGUACCUGUAAGAAAGAAGACAUUUUUUCCCCUCUUUUUUGGGGUAUGUGUUGGGGGCAAGGGUCCUAUAACUCUAUUUGAACACCUGAGCAUGUACAAAAUUCUAAUUUAAUUUUCUGGCCAGCUGGUCCCAAUAUAUAGAAAUCAUUGAGACUUACAGGACAAAUAUACUAUCAGCUUCAAAUGCUAUUUUAUGCCAUCAUUUCCAAGUAAUUUCAUGGUUAAGUUCUAAAUCCCAAAAUGUUAAUGUGAAAUACCAAGAAAUUUCUUUUGAUUAUUACUACCUGUAUUCAAUUAAGGAAAUAGUUUGGGUUUUUGCCCCAGAAUAUCAUAAAUAUGGAAAAGGAUCAUUUUUUAUUGUUCAUUGUACAUUCAAUUAAUCCAGUGAAUACUUACUGUAUGUAUAAAUGAGCUGAAGUUGUCUAAUUCAAACUGCAAUUCAACUUAAUUUGAGUAGAGUAAUAAAAGCAUUUUGUGCAUUUAAUCUCA